CCUCUUACCUACGCUCAGUCUCGUGCUGUCGCCCCUCUGCACCAGUCGAAAUUUGGACCACAAGAUUUCCAGAGACACCAUCAUGACCGUCGCCGAACACCCCAUUGACACCCCGCCACGCGCGCCUUCACCAGUUCAUAGGUUCGGUACGCUUGCUGUACACGCUGGAAGCCCCCAUGACCCCGUUACGGGAGCCGUGAUUGAGGCUAUCUCGCUAUCCACGACCUUUGCACAGACCAGCGUUGGGAAGCCAGUGGGCGAGUACGAGUACUCACGAUCCUCAAACCCGAACCGAGACAACUUUGAGCGCGCAGUCGCCGCUCUCGAGCAUGCUCGCUAUGCCCUCGCAUUCAGUUCUGGCUCCGCGACUACGGCCAACAUUCUGCAGUCGCUCGCCGCAGGAUCGCACGUUGUUUCCGUCUCGGACGUCUACGGUGGGACGCAUCGCUACUUCACCAAAGUAGCGCUCACACACAAUGUCAAGGUUACCUUCAGUCCGAGCAUUGAGAUCGACAUCGCUGAGCUCAUUCGCCCAGAGACGAAACUCAUCUGGAUCGAAACGCCGUCAAACCCUACACUGACGCUCGUCGACAUCCGGAAAGUCUCGACAAUCGCCCACCAGCACGGUAUCAUGGUGGUUGUGGACAAUACCUUCAUGUCACCAUACAUUCAAAACCCGCUCGACCACGGCGCGGAUAUCGUCGUCCAUUCAGUUACCAAGUACAUCAACGGCCACUCGGACGUAGUCAUGGGUGCGGCUGCCUUCAACUCGCCGGAGCUCUUCGACCGCCUGUCGUUCCUGCAGAACGCCAUCGGAGCCGUACCUUCAGCAUUCGACUGCUGGCUCGCACAUCGAGGUCUCAAGACGCUACAUCUCCGCGCUCGAGAAGCCACCAAGAACGCCACAGGUGUCGCCGAAGCUCUCGAGGCCUCAUCACACAUUAUUUCAGUCAACUACCCCGGCCUUCCCUCACACGCACAGCGCGCCAUUGCGAUAAAGCAACACCGCGAUGGCAUGGGCGGCGGUAUGCUUUCUUUCCGUAUCCACGGCGGUCACGCAGCGGCUGAGCGCUUCUGUCAGGCGACCAAGAUCUUCACUCUAGCCGAGUCACUGGGUGGAGUAGAGUCACUGGUCGAAGUUCCCAGCGCCAUGACACACGGAGGCAUUCCCAAGGAGCAGCGUGAGGCAGCGGGUGUCUUCGAUGACCUAGUCCGCAUCAGCUGCGGUAUUGAAGAUGAGGUUGAUCUAGUUGCAGACGUGCUGCAGGCGCUGGAGAAAUCGGUGGUUGGUCCGAAAAUCAAGAACGAACUUGCUUCGAAUGGCAACGGCCAGGCCUAAAAACAAUGCGGAGCAACCCUAUAUUUUCAACAUGGGCCCCUGAAAAAACCUUUGAUGGACACAUACAAAGUUAGAACUGGCGUUCGGUGUAAUUCACGACUUGAUGGGACACAUGCAGACAGUUUUCACUCGUGGCAGUAGUCUAAUCUCGCAUAGCGAGCAACAAGAUAGCAAAUGUUAUGGUCAAAACACGUUAAACUCUUUUCUUCGGUCUUCACCAGUCUUCACAGCCGCCGUCCGUCUUCUCCUUGGUUCUUUUCUC
Molecule: messenger RNA, 1601 nt
Organism: Cucurbitaria berberidis CBS 394.84
Lineage: Eukaryota; Fungi; Ascomycota; Dothideomycetes; Pleosporales; Cucurbitariaceae
Product: cystathionine gamma-lyase-like protein
Exons: 3
Coding region: 83-1339 (418 amino acids)
Biological process (GO): transsulfuration
Cellular component (GO): cytoplasm
Molecular function (GO): cystathionine gamma-lyase activity; pyridoxal phosphate binding
Source: RefSeq, a predicted model, not a curated record